Messenger RNA from Engraulis encrasicolus (European anchovy), 1371 nucleotides. Its product is annotated as zinc finger protein 239-like. Gene Ontology annotation, biological process: regulation of transcription by RNA polymerase II. Gene Ontology annotation, cellular component: PcG protein complex; transcription regulator complex; chromatin. Bases 25 to 1044 code for a protein of 339 amino acids. Gene Ontology annotation, molecular function: DNA-binding transcription factor activity, RNA polymerase II-specific; RNA polymerase II cis-regulatory region sequence-specific DNA binding. The transcript has 3 exons. The record is from RefSeq and is a predicted model, not a curated record. Lineage: Eukaryota; Metazoa; Chordata; Actinopteri; Clupeiformes; Engraulidae.
UAGGAAGAAGAUGUACAAUCUGACAUGGCUCCAGAAGUCAGCUCAGACAGGGCUCCAGUAGUCAGCUCUUGGAUGAGCCAGUCCCAUCCACCGUCCCUGACCAAAUCUCUGAGAUUAUCAGUGCAACUGGUGGACUGCUGUGCAACACAAGCAUGGAAAAGGACACAAGACUGCAAGACUGAGAAAGAUGAAGAAAAACCCAAAACUGCUACACAUCAGCCAUGGAAAAGGACACAAGACUGCAAGACUGAGAAAGAUGAAGAAAAACCCAAAACUGAGAUAGACGACGGAUCCCAACCGUCUUCGUCUGCAGCCCUCCCGGAGACUACAACAACGAAACAUCUGAAAUGUUCCAUUUGUGACAAGAGCUUCAAUAACAAGCGGAAUCUGAGAGCACACGAGCGGCUCCAUCAAGGGAGUCCGUAUCAGUGCCCCCUGUGUGCAAAAACCUUCUCCAGAAAGGAAGGUUUGAACAAGCACCAGCUGGUCCACACAGGAGAUAAGCCCUUCUGUUGUAUAUUGUGUGGCAGGGGCUUUGCUCACGAGUGGAACCUGAAGCAGCACAAGAUCACUCACACUGGGGACCGGCCCUAUCGCUGUGGUCAGUGCGGAAACACGUUUUCGCAGGCGUCGAGUCUCCGAGCGCACAAGCGCACUCACACGGGAGAGAAGCCGUAUCACUGCCUACAGUGUGGCAAGCGCUUUUCACGAGGAGGGAAUCUCAAGGUGCACCAGCUCACGCACUCCGGAGACAAGCGCCACCAAUGCGGACAGUGCGGGAAAAGCUUUGCGAUCGCGGGGAAUCUCAAGCAACACAUGCUUUCUCACACCGGAGUCAAACGGCAUCAGUGCGGACAGUGCGGGAAAAGCUUUUCCAUCGCAGGAAACCUCAGGACACACCUGCUCAUUCACAGCGGAGAGAGGCCCCACCAGUGUGACCAGUGCGGACUACGUUUUUAUACAGCAACGCACCUUAAAAGGCACCAGGCAGGGGCCUGCAAGACCACCGAGCGCUUUUGCCAGGCCCAGGACAAAUCCAUUUGAAAGCCCCCACCCACCUUCCCCCGCUCAAUUCAUUCAAUGUACUGAGGACCCAAUUCUGGGCCCCAUGUCUACCUGGGCCCGGGACAACAGACCUCUUUGUUCCCCCUGCGUCAGCUUCCCUGUGGGCCUGUACGGGGAAUGGACGUUGACCCACCCAGAGCCAUGGAACUCAGAGUUGUGAUUAGCGGGGAACAGGAAGUCGUUUGGUGACGUGAUUCACGUAGAUUCAAAUAGUUUUAGGCAGCAGCUUUUCUGGUUGCUAGAGACCAACACAGAGCCACUAAAUAACAAGCAAAGAUGAAGUAGAAACAAAUAACAUUUACGCAC